UCCAUACAUACACCUCAAACCCCUCCCUGCGAGACAGCCUCCAAAAAAAUCUGGAGCACAUACAGUAACAGUAGCCCAGGCCACCACCUCCAGCUCUGGAGAGAGAAAAGGAGGAGAAAAAGGAGGGGACAAUAACUCGAUUGGGAGAAAGAGAGAGAUAGAGAGAGAGACAUACAAGUGAAGGGAGGAGGGAGAAGAGAAGUGGUCACAGACAGAAGAGAAGAUCAAAAGAGAUCGGGAGAUGCAGCGCGAGUUCGAGCAGCUGCAGCAGGAGCACAGCCAAGAAAGCAGCAGCUGCAACCGCUUCCACUACCCUGACUCCCUCUCUCUCUCAGGCUGAGGAGAAGCUGCUCCGUCCGUGCUGGCCUCCGUCCCUCUCUGAUCCGCCGUCUAAUUCUUCGGCAGCUCCACCACCCUAGCUUAGCACUCGCAGCAAUUGAAGGCUAGCUAGCUCGGGGCGCGCGGCGGCCGGCCAUGGAGGACACCCUCAAGUCGCUGUCCAUGGACUACCUCAACCUGCUCAUCAACGGGCAGGCCUUCAGCGACGUCACGUUCAACGUGGAGGGCCGCCUCGUGCACGCGCACCGCUGCAUCCUCGCCGCGCGCAGCCUCUUCUUCCGCAAGUUCUUCUGCGGCGGCGCCGCCGCCGACCAGGCCGCCGCCGCCGCCGCGCCGCCCGGAGCGCUGCUGCUGGACCACCUCAGCCCGCGCUCCCCGUCUGGCGCCUCCGCCUCCUCCCCGCGCGGCGCCGGCGUCUCCGCGGCAGCGGCGGCCGCGCCGGGCGCCGUGAUACCGGUGAACUCGGUGAGCUACGAGGUGUUCAUGCUGCUGCUGCAGUUCCUGUACAGCGGGCAGGUGUCCCUGGUGCCGCAGAAGGGGGAGCCCCGGCCGGGCUGCGGCGAGCGCGGGUGCUGGCACACCCACUGCGCCGCCGCCGUCGACCUCGCGCUCGACACCCUCGCCGCCGCCCGCUCCUUCGGCGUCGAGGAGCUCGCCCUCCUCACCCAGAAGCAGCUGGCCGGAAUGGUGGAGAAGGCCUCGAUCGAGGACGUGAUGAAGGUGCUGAUGGCGUCGCGGAAGCAGGACCUGCACCAGCUCUGGACCACCUGCUCCCACCUCGUCGCCAAGUCCGGCCUCCCGCCGGAGGUGCUCGCCAAGCACCUCCCCAUCGACGUCGUCGCCAAGAUCGACGAGCUCCGCCUCAAGACCUCCAUGUCCCGCCGCUCGCCGUUCCUGGCGCACCACCACCCGCACCACGCGGCAGGCAUCGAGGCCUCCUCCGCCGGCGAGCUCGACGACCACCACAAGAUCCGCCGCAUGCGCCGCGCCCUCGACUCCUCCGACGUCGAGCUCGUCAAGCUCAUGGUCAUGGGCGAGGGCCUCAACCUCGACGAGGCGCUCGCGCUGCACUACGCCGUCGAGAACUGCAGCCGGGAGGUCGUCAAGGCGCUCCUCGAGCUCGGCGCCGCCGACGUCAACCACCCCGCCGGCCCAGCCGGCAAGACGCCGCUGCACGUCGCCGCCGAGAUGGUGUGCCCCGACAUGGUCGCCGUGCUGCUCGACCACCACGCCGACCCCAACGUGCGCACCGUCGAGGGCGUCACGCCGCUCGACAUCCUCCGCACGCUCACCUCCGACUUCCUCUUCAAGGGCGCCGUGCCGGGCCUCGCGCACAUCGAGCCCAACAAGCUCCGGCUGUGCCUCGAGCUCGUGCAGUCGGCGGCCAUGGUCAUGUCCCGGGAGGACGCUCACACCGCCACCGCGGCGGUCAACGCCGCGCCGAUGUACGGCGAGCCUUCCGGGGGCGCCGGGGGGGCCGUGUACAAUGCGAGCGGCACCAACUCAAGCAUGGUGAAUCUGAGCUUGGACAACAGAAUGGUGUAUCUGAACCUAGGGAUGGACGCGCAGUUCGGCAAGAUGGGCGACGGCGGCGACGGCGAUGACGGCGGGAGCAGAGGGCAAGGAGGCCCGUCGUCUUUGUUCUCCCCGCAUGGCUACCAUUGACAAGCCGGAGCGUGCAGCUGCUCUACUAUCUCCUUGUAAGCUUAGAACUAAUUAAAUUACAUGCUAUUCAUAUCCACAUUACAGGAGAUGAUGAGAAUCCUUUUGCCCUAUCAUCCUCUGACUCUUAGUAGAGAUUUAGAGAGGGACCAUGCAUGCAAAUGAUGCAUCACAAGAGUAUCUUGGUGAGUUAAUCUUUCGGUUGUCUUGUAGUUCUAUUGGUGGGGUGUUGUUUUGGAAGUCUUAAGAGGUGUUAAGUAAGAGGUAAAACUGUUUUUGUUGAUGGGUCA
Molecule: messenger RNA, 2291 nt
Organism: Setaria italica (foxtail millet)
Lineage: Eukaryota; Viridiplantae; Streptophyta; Magnoliopsida; Poales; Poaceae
Product: BTB/POZ domain and ankyrin repeat-containing protein NPR5
Exons: 2
Coding region: 475-2004 (509 amino acids)
Biological process (GO): plant organ development
Molecular function (GO): protein binding
Source: RefSeq, a predicted model, not a curated record